Messenger RNA from Rhinolophus ferrumequinum (greater horseshoe bat), 7210 nucleotides. It is a transcript of the gene DENND11, whose product is annotated as DENN domain containing 11. Bases 1 to 1368 code for a protein of 455 amino acids. Gene Ontology annotation, cellular component: cytoplasm. The record is from RefSeq and is a predicted model, not a curated record. The transcript has 9 exons. NCBI's taxonomy places the organism in Eukaryota, Metazoa, Chordata, Mammalia, Chiroptera, Rhinolophidae.
AUGGUGGAGCGGGGCGACGCGGCGCCGCUGCUGCGCUGGGCCGAGGGCCCGGCCGUCUCCCCGCCGCAGGCCCCGGAGCUGCAGGCUGGAGGCCGCGGCUGGGGCGGCGCCGGGGGCGGCCGGGUGGCCGCGGAGCCAUGGAGGAGGCGGGAGCCCGAGGAGCUGGGUGCCUCCGGGGUGCUGCUGCAGCCCGGGCGCCUGGAGCUGGGCGACGUGGAGGAGGACCAGGUGGUGGCCGUGUUCGUGGUCACCUUCGAUCCCCGCUCGGGAAACAUGGUGGAAUGGUGUUUACCUCAAGAUAUUGACCUCGAAGGUGUUGAGUUCAAAUCUAUGGCCAGUGGGUCCCAUAAAAUCCAGUCUGAUUUCAUCUAUUUCCGGAAAGGGCCCUUCUUCGGCCUGGCCUGCUUCGCCAACAUGCCUGUGGAGAGUGAGCUGGAGCGUGGCGCACGCAUGAAGUCAGUGGGCAUCCUCUCUCCGUCCUACACCCUGCUUUACCGGUAUAUGCACUUCCUGGAGAACCAGGUUCGACACCAGCUGGAGAUGCCUGGACAUUACUCCCAUUUGGCCGCCUUCUAUGAGGAUAAGAAAGGGGUACUCCGUCCUGGUCCCGGGAGAGGCGGCAGCCUGCCCCCCGUCUGCUGGCUGCCUUCCAUCCACCGAUACAUGUACCCUGAGAUGAAGAUCACACACCCAGCCGGCUGCAUGUCUCAGUUCAUUAAAUUCUUUGGAGAACAGAUCCUUGUCCUUUGGAAAUUUGCCUUACUUCGGAAGCGCAUUUUGAUAUUUUCUCCCCCUCCUGUGGGCGUCGUGUGCUAUAGAGUGUACUGCUGCUGCUGCCUGGCCAACGUGUCCCUGCCCGGCAUCGGGGGCACCAUUCCCGAGUCCAAGCCUUUCUUCUACGUGAACGUGGCCGACAUCGAGAGCCUGGAGGUAGAGGUGUCCUAUGUGGCCUGCACCACAGAGAAGAUUUUUGAGGAGAAGCGAGAACUGUACGACGUGUAUGUGGACAACCAGAACGUGAAGACACACCAUGACCACCUGCAGCCCCUGCUGAAGAUAAACAGCGCUGACCGGGAGAAGUACCGGCGGCUCAACGAGCAGAGGCAGAUGCUGCUGUACUCCCAGGAAGUGGAGGGAGACUACAACCCAUGUGAAGAGGACCUCUUUGUGCUGUUUUUCCUAGAGCAAAACAACCGGAUAUUUCAGACUUUGUUGGAGGUGUCCGCCAGUCAAGACAAAACGCUGACAGCCGAGCAUGCCCGGGGCAUGGGUCUGGACCCCCAGGGAGACCGCAGCUUUCUGCUGGACCUGCUGGAGGCCUACGGCAUAGACGUCAUGUUGGUCAUUGACAACCCCUGUUGUCCGUAGGGAGAGUGAGCCAGACUGGUGAGCCGCUCCCAUGGGGAGUUCACUCCAGGCCCCCGAGGACUCCUUUUUUAUUAAAUACGAAGGAAUAUUGUUUAUACUUCCCAACAAAUGUAAUUUUUGCAAUCUCCUUUCUUCCCGGGCUCCCUAGAGGUAAGAUGAGACUGCCGUGGCUUUGUGUUCUGCUGUGGUAGGAUGCCGGAGUCUACCACGUUCUCCCAGAGUGGCUGCCUGGUGUGGUCGUGGGCUUUAAUAAAGUUGACUGUCACGUGUCCUUGUUGACUGAUGUCAGGGUGUGUGGCGAAGGCCACAGAUCAUUAGGAGCCACCCGAGCUCUGGAAAUAUUGGGGUGGACCGUUCUGGAAAUCUGUCUGGUCUGUGUCCCUUGAUGUAUUCAAGAAUGAGACAACUGUCUGUCUGCCCAGUGUAGCCUUGGAUGUCCACCUGCCCAAAGGUGGAAGCUGGACCAGAUGACUUUCCAGUAUUUUUAUCAGUUCUGGGAGUCCAGUCUUGGAAUGAGAUCUCGUUUUUCCUGUACAUUAGGACAAAUCUGUGUCUUCUCUAUUUACAUGCCUAGAGACCCCAACAUGGGACAAAAGGAUGUUUCUGACACCAAGUUUGAGCGUCUCUCAGGACAGGAUGACAGGGAGAGGUUGCUUUCAGCCAGCUGAAAACUACAAUGUUAGAAUGAAGUCUUGAAUCGUUCCUCAGAGUAAGUCAACAUAAUGGUGGCCACUCAAUGUACUAUUCCUCUUUCUCGGAAUCCCCACCUUGUGAGAUGGGUUGACGAAUUCCUAAGGACCAUGCCAGCCCUGGAGCUUGCAAGCAAAUUCAUCUUCCACUUCAGUCUCCCUUAAGAGCUAACCAUCCUCUUGGAGUAACUUGGGUGUUUUUAAAGAGGAGCAUCUGCAGCCCCCAAAAGCAGACCAGUUGAGGUAGAGGAGAGAGAAGAGGUUUCUUCAGCUGGAUGACGGUCUUCCGGAUGCGUUACUGGCAGAAUCUCUGGAUGAAAACAAGGGUCCACUGGACUCCGUCAUCAGACAAGGAGCUGAGCUGUUAACUCAGAGGCUGGAGCCUGCUAACAAGACCAGGUACCGGCUCGGCGCCCUCACAGACUUCUCUUUAGCAGAGCCAGCGUUUCUCGAGCUAAGUAUUUGGGGCCAGAGAUGUAACAGAUUUGUUACAGAGCAAAUCUGACAGUGCCAUCCCUCCGGGAAAGUGGCCGGGAAGCUCGAGUGUCAGCGAUGAGUGUAUGUGUGCUUCCCUCCGACAGGGUUUGGUCCGGGACAGCUCCCAUCGGUCUCUGCCUCUUCUCUCUGGCUGCGUGUCAGCUUAGGUGAGACAGAGACUGUUAACCACAGGAAGCCAGCUCUGAUGAGUUCCUCGGCCAUCAUUUAGGAUUUUGACUUGGAAUACUCGGCUAUUGGUGACAAAUAGUUUCUUCACCUUCACCCUUCCUACCUGGUUGUGUGACUGAAAUCGCGAUUCGUGUAUCCACGUCCCCAAGUUCCAGCCAGGCUAAUGUACACAACAGAGAGAAAUAACUUCCAUGGAGCUCCUUGAUAGAGAAUUCAAGACUAAAGAAAUUCACAUGUGGAAAUGCAAAUAGACACUGAUUCGUCACUGUAGCGUCUUUUAUGUAAAUAUAUAAAUAAGUUGGGGCAUUGAAAUGUAAACUGUACAACUACUACAUUUUUCUCCUCUGCAGUGCGGGUUGCACCAUCAUUUCAGUAAUACAUAGGUUUACAGAAGCAAAGAAAUCUGUGUUCAGAAGUUGAAGCUUCACUGCCAUGUUCUUUGAAGAGCAAACCUUGUCCUCUUGUCUCUCGAGAAGUGACCUUUCUAAACUUGGGUCAAGUAACCAUUCCUGGUGUCUCCAAGUUCAAGGUCUCCUAAGGGGGAUGAGUGGUCAGAGCAGGGGUAGGGGUGAAAGGAAGGCCGGAUUCUCUCGGAGGACAUAGGUUGACCCUCUUCCUGGGGAAUUGGGGGAUUUGUUGGAAGAACUUUCUUUUUAAGCACUUCUGUUCGAGUCUUUAUGCCUGCGAACCUUUUGUUUCUGUGGUUUUGUAACGCCAAGCUUGGUAGUGCUGAUGUAAAGCUAGUGAAAACGAGGUACCCGUAGUUCCUUUGAAUGGUGGGUCAGGGGUUCUGGGCUCCUGUGAACUCCAUACUGAUGUAGGUGGACGUCUGUCUGCCAGCUCCAUGCGUCCAUCCUCAUACAGAGGGCUGGGGUGUGGGUGCCCCGGAAAGCCGUGGGGCAAGUGCCGUGUCCCAGGUCAUAUGGAGCCUGGGCUUCGCUGAGCCCAGAGCAGAACUUGUCCCCUCCCUCCUUGUGUUCCUUUGAAGAGGGGACCCAAGGACUGGGUCCCUCCCUCCAUUGCAGCUUCCUCGGGGGCCAGAAGUUAGCCCUGGCUGAAGAGCGCGCUCACUGGCUCUGUGGUUUCCUUUUUCACUGGUUGUCAUGACCCGAGCAUUUCUUGCCUGGACUGAUAUGGAGCGCCUGGCUUCCAGGGUCACUGUUUGAAGGCUUGCUUUGUCCCUGGUUCUGCUCGCGCUCCUCUGCCUUCUCCCCAGUAGCUUAGGUGAGAGCAGAGCCCCACAUCAUUUGCUGCCAGUUUUCUAGAAGGGGACUGAGUCUGUGAGGUACGAGGCAGGAAUCCUUGCACAAUGACAGAGAAGCCACCUGGGCCUGCUUUCAUCACGUUGAAAUAUUUCCUGAGGAGCCAUACGCUUUGGUUUGGAAGAUCCUCGUGAACACCCUUUGAGGUACCUGCCUUCUAGGUCUGGAAGCUCUUGAGAGGCUGGAUGAUAUUGACCACUGACCUUCUGGGCCAGCUUGGAAACCCAACCUGGGCUGCGGUACCUUAACCACUGGGGGCCUCUGGCCUGGGGGACCUCACGCCCUUCCCUGCCCCAGAUGGCUGGGUCGUCCUGGGGAGCUGUUAGCCUGAUCUAGCAAGAUGCUGAGAGCCAGAUGCUUACCUGAGAUACCUGGGCUGCCAUGUCACCCUGAGACCGAGUUAGAGGACAUUUCCAGGUGGCAAAUUUCCUUGUGAGGCUGAGAAUCCAGGCGUGGGGUUUGUUGAUGUUGAAGUGGAUUUGUUUCAAGUUUGCAGGCUUGUGAGAUGACAAUAAGCAAUCUUUAGGACAGUGUCCAGUGGUCGUAUAUCUUAGGACUUUCUUUGGAAGGAGUCAGAAGUAACAGGGCUUAUCUCCUACGAGACCAAAACUUAUGGGCCAAAUCAUUUGCUUAGAAUUAGCUUUGACUUUCGUCAAGCAGGGAGCGUUGCUUAGAACUGGUGUAGAUCAUUUGCAAUGUAAGGGUCCCACCUGGGGCGCUGUACAGCCCUCAGGAAAUUAUGACUGCUGUGAAGUAGAAGGCAUGGGCCUGCCAUAGCCACCAUCCAUUCCAUUGUGGCAUCUCUUCUUCCAUUUGGCUGGGGAAGGGAAGCUGACUUCAUGGACCUACUGACAGAAAUCAUUUGGCACAGGAAUUUGCACCGAGAACUUAACCUUGUUUUGUUCCACCGGAAAGUCAAGAUGGGACAUUUAAGUGCAGGUCAUUGUAAAUACCACACGCGAAGCUUCAUUUGUCAGUGUAACGACCUACGAUGUUUUAGCUAGAACACAAAGGGGAAGAUCCAUCACAGCUGAGUCACUGUUUCUUACUCUGGUGGCUGUCAGGACAAACUGGCUAUUUGUCUUGAUACAUGGAAAGUCCUUCAAACACAAUAAAAAGAUGAGAUGAUUCACCUUUAAACAGGCCUUUAGGGCACCUUUUGCAAAGGGCAGUCAUGAAUGAACCUUUUCAUGGUAAUAUCGCAGCCCUCCAGGAAGAGGCAGGGACCUCAGGGACCGGUUUGUUUGUGUUUUUUUAUGGGACUGCAUGGCCGGGGAAUGGACUGAGGUGCUUUCUCCAGUCCCAGAGCAGGUCAUUCGUGUAAGUAAAGGAGGGGAGGGGACUGCUGGACAAAACCCUAAGACAGUGUUCGCUUGACAGUGAACUUGCCUUGGUGUGGAAAUACUUCUAAAACAGCAAGAGUCACUAUGGGCCCAGCACGCAUGCAUGGCUUUAUGUCCCUGUUGGGUUCCUCGCUAGUGGGCCGAGAGUCUGAGCAAAGCGCAGUCCUCCUCGGCUGUUUGCCCUGCACUUCUCAGCCCUACCUGGUGCCCUGCGGCCAGGAUCCUGCAGGCCCAGUGCCGUCCCCGCAUUUCAGGAAAACCCUUUUCUGAUUCAGGUAGGGGAAGAGGAGGAGCUAAGGGCUCCUUUUACCCCCAAGCCAUGGACUUGUAAUAUUUCCUUUGUGUUACUAAUAUACCUCUGUUCCCAGGAGCUCCUGGAGUGCUGAGAGUGGUGGGAAAUGGCUAACUGUGAAUUACGUUAACGUUUUUCUUACAAGAGAUGGGAGUUUAUUUUUAUAUUGGUAUCACUGUGUGAAGUGAGGAUGCAGAGGCUGAAAUGGAAGGAAAUUUCCAAACUGUAAUCCUAGAAGAAGUGGGCAGUUUUGGACUUUGGAAGCAACUGAGAUUUAUAAAAGUUUUAUUACUUAAAUGUUUUGGAGAGUGAAAAAGGAGACUGUGAAAUCUUAAUAGCCCUCUUUAGGAGAUAAACUUGACAGUCCUCGGGAGAAUGACCUACCAUCCCCAGCCUUAAGCAAAACUUGUACAAAAGGGGGUACAUGUGAAAAUGCUGAUUAGGCCUCCUAACUGGUGGGGCUGGGAGGUGGUUUUUGUAACUGGCACUUUAAUUCACUUUUGGAGCUGGAAUACAGGGGCAGUUGGAUGAAACUGCAUGUUCAGAAAGGUAAUAAGAAUUUUCCAGUGCUAGAUAAAUAAUGAUGGAGAAAUAAAUCCCUGCUUUCAUUUCUUUAGAGUUCAUUCUAGAAGCUCAGCAUAGCAUGGGCUUUCAGAGGUAAAUAGGAUCUAAACUCAGAAAAUGUAUUCAAUUACUGUAAUAGGAGGACACAUGUGAAUUGUGUGCUGUAGAAUGCCUAUUUAGACUAAUGAUCCAUAUACUUUGCUUUCUAAGGAUAGUUGGGGAAUGGCAGGGGUUGGACCAGGGUAUUUAUUAUAAAUUGGCCAGAGAUGAUCCACAAAAUGAAAACUCCACCGAGGUCACUGAGUUAGCUGAUUGCUGACAUUAGAGUGAAAACGUCCUCUGGGCAAAUUAAGCAAAAUUAAAGGAUAAGAACGAUUCUGGAGGUAGCAUCAGGCAAGGAGUUUCAGUGCCCACAAAGACCGUAAGUCAGGGAAGGUAUAGUUGCUGAGCUUUUGAACAGACAGGGUGGGAGAUAUUAGGGGUACAGAGUAGAGGAAAACAAAAUGCACUUCCUUAUUUACCCCCUACCUUGCUGACUAAACUUUCUGUCGGUCUGGGAAAGAAACCUUUUCUGAAAAAGAAAUAGUUGUAGCCUUGGAAAAGCGCUUUUCCUCCUUUUUCCAAGUUAGGAAAAGCAUAGCCUCCCGGUCACCUUAAAUGUCAAACCCCUGUUUUGAGGACCCCAGUCUCAGAGUUAUAGCAAUAAGAGAAACUGAAUCUAUUUUUGUUUCAAGUCUUUACCUCAUAUGAUGAAACCUGUAAGACAGCUGAUAAGUUUCACCCGGAAUAUUAGUGCAUAUAGGUAUGUCGUUCUUGCUGUUUUCAGUGGCGAUCAUUUUAAAGAAAGCUGGGAUUAUUCUGAAGCCAAGAGCAAAUGUUUCUUGAAUUGAUUUUGUUCUGGGGUACAACUAACAUCUGUGUUUAUCAUAUCUGUAUAUAUCUGAACCGAGUUGUGUGCAGAGAGGUUGAUAUAACUAUAUUUACAGAAAAUUACUUUUUACAAUUAAAGUUCACAUUUUAACAUGA